ACUGAUAACGCAUUGUUUGUUGUAUAAAUAAUCAGUGAGUGAUGGAGCUUCACCAGCAAAAGCAGCAGCGACAAAUAGCAGGUCAACUGUACAAAUACACAAAUGUAAUGAAGGGCUGGCAGUACCGAUACUUCUUGGUGGACGCCAACGCGGGACUGCUGCACUAUUACUUGUGCAGCGACAACGAAAAGCCAGACGGGAAUGUGCCAAGAGGCUCGGUGCAUUUAGCAGGGGCUGUCAUUUGCCCCAGCGAAGAGGAUUCUAAAACUUUCACGGUGAAUUGCGCGUCCGGGGACAUGCUGAAACUCCGCGCGGCCGACGCCAGAGCCAGACAGGAGUGGGUUAAUGGUUUACGGGCUGUAGCCGAGUCGCACACUAAGACUAUAAGCGCUAACAGCCCCCCGCUGCCGCCCAGGGAGCACCUCGCCGUGAUGGACGCCUUGGGUUGCGCCCGAGCGCAGAUUCAACAGACAGAACAAAGCGAUUUGGCCGUAUGCCGGUUGAUUGAGUCUUCGGGGCCCAAAUAUCACUUGGAUCAGAAUUUGCUAAUGUUGAAAGCGACCUCGGCGGCGACUUUGCACUGCUUGACUCAGUGUUUGAGCAUUUUGCAGAGGAACCAGCACGCCCAACAGGCUAGAACAGGGUUUGUUAUAGACGACGAUUAA
Messenger RNA from Brassicogethes aeneus, 665 nucleotides. The record is from the annotation of a GenBank genome assembly. NCBI's taxonomy places the organism in Eukaryota, Metazoa, Arthropoda, Insecta, Coleoptera, Nitidulidae.